Messenger RNA from Electrophorus electricus (electric eel), 5092 nucleotides. RefSeq names its product BLM RecQ like helicase (gene blm). NCBI's taxonomy places the organism in Eukaryota, Metazoa, Chordata, Actinopteri, Gymnotiformes, Gymnotidae. Gene Ontology annotation, cellular component: chromosome; nucleus; cytoplasm. Gene Ontology annotation, molecular function: hydrolase activity, acting on acid anhydrides, in phosphorus-containing anhydrides; 3'-5' DNA helicase activity; ATP binding. The record is from RefSeq and is a predicted model, not a curated record. Gene Ontology annotation, biological process: DNA replication; telomere maintenance; double-strand break repair via homologous recombination.
AAAACAGUAUGGUAAUGACAGCUUUAGGCAGGGUCAAGUGUUAUAAGGAUUUGCAAGAAUGUCAGGUUCAGUGUUGUUUUCAAUUAUAUUCAUUUAUAUUCGCAAUUGUUCUCAGCCGUGAAAAUCACAAAAAUUGGCUGUGACCGUUUCUGCGUUUACCAAAAUGCAAUAACGGGAAAAUGCAAUAACUUCUGGUAGCUAGCUAACGCUAGCAAGCGCUAUCUGAUGAUAGACUAUAUCUACGUUUGACAUCUUAGUCGCCCACUAGAUAGCUAAUAUAGUUGGCCGAACCUAAUAUUUGUUUAAUUCAAACCUUAUGUUGUUCAGCUAGCUGGCAAUAAGCAAUGUAAUUAGUUUGCACGCAUAUUUUACUUUCCGCGCAAUGUCGACUCUCCCUCAAAACAAUUUGAAAGAGCAACUUGAGCGACACUGUAGUGUCGUCGCACAGAGCAAGUUGUCUCUGGCCAAGCCAAAGCCUGGGGCAUUUUUGUUCAAAAAGAAGUCUACACCAGGCAUUAAUAAAACUGAAGUUCCCCAAAAGGUAACUGGCACAAAUGUGUUUGCAAGCCGGAGUGUCAAUGUUCCUCGCAGCUGUGAAAUAACAAAGACUCCUUUGAAAUUUCCAUGCAAGCCUGAAAGACCACCUCCAAAAUUCAACUUCACUGCACCCAGCAAAACCAAGACACAGACCACCAACCCAUUAACCAACCCAUUUGCAGUGAGUAAGCACACGCCUGCCCAGUCUGUCCAGUCACUACCAGAACCUGACAACAUCCCCGCUGAUCCUAAUGGGGAUAAAACCCUAGGAUUAGUUGGGGCUGACAACUCAUUUGGAGUUCACUUGGAUGACUGGGAUGACUUUGAUGAUUUUGAAACUCCAAUCAAGGGAAGGGCAGCAUCACAAAGCCCUGGGACUCUUGUGAAAAAAUCAUCUGGGCAAGACAAGGAAAUAUCCCCUAAAACUGAUGCUGACAAGGGUGCUAAUACCAUUAAAAAUGGAGCUUUGCCUAUAGUGCAAGACAUUGCAACUUCAGGAAUUCAGCAGAUUACAACAGAGAACCCCCUUGCUGAACAGUACCAUGCCCAUGCAGGACCUGCUGGUGGGGAGCCUGAUGACUCGCCCAUCAAGACAACCAAGCGUCGUCUGACUUCACUCCAACUCAAGCCACUGUUGAGUGACAGUGAGGAUGAGAGUGUUAAUGACGUUUCAAGGCCUAAUGAAAAAACAGAAGAAAAGCGUUCAUCAAAAAUUGAACAUAAUUCAGACAUCAUAAAUGUUGAUGACAGUCCAACUCACAAUAUGCCAGAGGACAACUUGGAUUUUAUUCCACCCUCCCCUGUUCCUGAAGACAGGAGUGCAUCUUUCUCAACACUAGAGAAACGAAAAUCUGCUCUUGCCCAUGCUGAGAGAAUUGUUGCUUCACCAAAAGGGUCUAUGUCAAGCUUCCAAGGAACUCUGGAUGUACCUGCUAAAGAUUCAAAAGAUCCCAGUGAUGCUCUCUACAGUGUUAUGGAGUCUAUCUGUUGUCUAGUGGACACGAUCCCUGAGCAUGAGCUUAUAACCUUGACUUGUGGCACACAUCUGCUUUUACAGAGAGCGCACAGGAAAAGGAUUCUUGCUGAUGCUGCAUCACUGGGAAACUUUUCAUCAAACAGAGGAGCAACCCCUGAGCCCAGGGUGCUCCAAAGAGCAAGUCCUGGUGUUGCAACCCCUCUGACUUCAGGCAAAGGAGACCACGCACAGAGCUGCUUUCAGUUCCGAAAGUCCAUCACCUCCAUCAUGUCCAUGGAUAGCAGUAACAGUGUGUUUGUAGACUCAGACUGCGUCAUCAGUGGUGUGGAAACCCCAGGUGGCUCCUGGAACCCCAACCCUUCCCUCAACCUGCUUAUGAAUGGAGAGAGGAGAAAGGCAUCAAGCUUGAACUGCGGUAAUGGCAGUGUUCUGAGAGGGGAGUGCUCCUCCAGGAUGUCCCUCAAUAAGGCUAAUGGUCAUUCUGUGGAUCUAGAGCAGAUGGAACUUUCCUUUUCACCCAGCAAGCCCUCGAAGGCUGACCGAAGUAAUCAGCAGAGAAAAGCAGGAAGCAGCACUGUAGAGUCUGAAUUUUUAAAUUCACGAGCAGACACAGAACCAGAUGACUUUUAUAUUGAUGACUUUGACAUUGAUGACCUCAAUGAGAGUGAUAUCCCAGAUUACUAUGAUGAGCCUGUGGAUUCUUCAGCAUCAAGGAAUUCCUCUGUUCUCCUACAACCUGUUUAUGAAGUAGGAUCUUCUAAGUCAUGUGUAAAAAAGCCCAACAUAACCCCCACUGCUGUCGUAAAACCUACUAAACCACCUUCUCCUGAGGUUACGUUCAGGAAUCCAGCACAUGACCGCUUCAGGGGCUUCAGCUUUCCUCACUCUCCGGAGAUGAUGAAGAUCUUUCACAAAAAGUUUGGUCUUCAUCAGUUUCGCUUCAAUCAGCUAGAAGCCAUCAAUGCUACCCUGCUCGGAGAGGACACUUUUGUGCUGAUGCCUACAGGUGGAGGUAAAAGCCUGUGCUACCAGCUGCCCGCCUGUGUCUCUGCUGGGGUGACGGUGGUGAUCUCACCACUGCGUUCUCUUAUUGUGGACCAGGUUCAGAAACUCACCACAUUAGAUAUCCCGGCCACUAGCUUAUCUGGGGAUAAAAGUGACAAUGAAGCUGCUCGAAUCUACAUGCAGCUGUCUCGGAAAGAUCCCAUCAUCAAACUCCUUUACGCUACUCCAGAGAAGAUCUGUGCCAGUGGGAGAAUGGUCAGUGCCCUGCAGAACCUGUAUGAGCGAGGUCUGCUUGCUCGCUUUGUCAUUGAUGAGGCCCACUGUGUCAGCCAGUGGGGACAUGACUUCAGGCCAGACUACAAGCGCAUGCAUGAACUUCGGCAGAAAUUUCCCAGUGUUCCUAUCAUGGCACUGACAGCCACUGCCACACCUCGAGUCCAGAAGGACAUCCUCAACCAGCUGGUCAUGACUCGGCCCCAAGUGUUCACAAUGAGCUUCAACAGACACAAUCUUAAAUAUGUUGUAUUGCCCAAGAAACCCAAGAAAGUGGAUGAGGACUGCAUUAACUGGAUCCAGAAACACCAUCCACGUGACUCUGGGAUCGUGUACUGCUUGUCUCGGAAUGACUGUGACAGCAUGGCGGACAGUCUUCAGAGGGCUGGGAUUGCAGCGCUGGCGUACCACGCAGGGCUAAACAACAGCAACCGAGAGUAUGUCCAAAACAAGUGGAUCAACCAGGAUGGGUGCCAAGUCAUAUGUGCCACCAUUGCAUUUGGCAUGGGCAUCGACAAGCCUGAUGUGCGGUAUGUGAUCCAUGCCAGUCUGCCCAAGUCAGUGGAGGGCUACUACCAGGAGUCAGGCAGAGCUGGCCGGGAUGGAGAGAUCUCCCACUGUGUCCUCUUCUAUACCUACUCUGAUGUCAUUCGCAUCAAAAGACUCAUCGCUAUGGACAAAGAUGGCAACCACCAUUCCAAAGCCACCCACAUCAACAACCUGCACAGCAUGGUGCAUUUCUGCGAGAAUGUGGCCGAGUGUAGGAGGAUUCAGCUGCUUGCAUACUUCGGGGAGCAUAAAUUCAAUGCUGACUUCUGUAAGGAGCACCCUGAGGUCAUCUGUGAUAACUGUGCCCGGCCCCAUCAAUACAAAAUGAGAAACGUGACUGAGGACGUUGAGAGGAUUGUGCACUUCGUGCAAGAAUACUGUGAGAAGAUUGGCAGCAGAUAUGGCAGAUCUAGCCAGCAAAACAGGCUUACUCUGAAUAUGCUGGUUGACAUUUUCUUGGGCUCAAAAAGUGCCCGGAUCCAAACGGGCAUGUAUGGAACCGGUGCAGCCUACUCCAGACACAACGCAGACAGGCUCUUUAAAAAGCUUGUGCUAGAUAACAUCCUCAUGGAAGACCUGUACAUCACUAAUAAUGGCCAGGCUGUGGCCUACAUCUCAGCUGGCCCUAAAGCCAUGAACGUCCUGAGUGGCAGCUUGCAGGUGGAAUUCCAUGAAACUGAGAGCGCCUCGAGCAUCAGGAAGCAUAAAGCCUCGGUCACCAGAAGCGUAUCGAAGAGGGAGGAGAUGGUCAAGAAGUGUCUGGAAGAGCUCAAUGAGCUAUGCAAGAAGCUGGGCAAAGUGUUCGGUCUUCACUACUACAACAUCUUCUCCACGAGCACUCUAAAAAAGAUCGCUGAAACUCUGUCGGCUGAUCCUGAGGUGUUGCUGCAGAUUGAUGGUGUGACUGAGGACAAGCUAGAGAAGUAUGGAGCAGAGCUCAUCGAACUGCUGCAGAAAUAUUCAGAAUGGCAGCUGCCUGUUGACGAUCAGGCUGAGAGCUCAGGGUGGAUCGACACCACAUGUGGCCGUGGUGAAGAAGAUGCAGAAGGUUAUGACGAAGCUGGCAGCUCAUCAGCCUAUUUCAGCACAGGCCAGGGGGGGAAGAGGAAAAAAGCUCCCUUUGCACGGAAGCCCAAACGGCGGAGGGGCUACGCCAGCCAGAACUCAUCCAAGAGUAGUUGCAAUGGAAGCUGGCGUUCAUCUAAAGGAGGCUCCCGAGGCGCAGGGCGAGGCGCAGGGCGAGGAGCAGGGCGAGGAGCAGGUCAGGGAGCAGGUCGGGGAGCGGGCGGAAGCUCCAGGAUUGCAGCGCCGUCAGGGAGAAGACCUGGCUUCAUGGCCCUGCCCAUCCCCCACAGCACCUCACGGCCAUUCCUCAAGCCAGCCCUCUCUCACUUCAGCUGAGAUGACCAGCAUUACCCAGCGGUUCAUCAUUGCUUUUUGUUCUCUCUGUGUCGAUGGCUGCAUGGUUGUAAAGUAUUGUUUUGCUUGCUGUCUUGUUUAUGUACAGUAUUCAUUUUUCAUUUCAUUUCAGUGUUGUAUUGGAAAGUUUAAAGGAGAGGUGUUUAACCCAGUCUUUGGAAGCCACUAGAUGGUACCCAUCGUUGCUGUAACCUGCUAACCUGGGACCAGUGUUGUGUUAGAGCAAAAACAUGGACCAUCUAGUGAGUCCCAAGGGCUGUUUCCAUGUUGCUUCUUACGUUUUGUAUUUGAAGUUUUAACUUAUUAAAACCAUACGUAUGAACAUUAUUAAAA